Molecule: messenger RNA, 1746 nt
Organism: Papaver somniferum (opium poppy)
Lineage: Eukaryota; Viridiplantae; Streptophyta; Magnoliopsida; Ranunculales; Papaveraceae
Product: probable E3 ubiquitin-protein ligase LUL4
Exons: 5
Coding region: 195-1376 (393 amino acids)
Biological process (GO): protein ubiquitination
Molecular function (GO): ubiquitin protein ligase activity
Source: RefSeq, a predicted model, not a curated record
UCUUCAAGAACGCCCCAGGAUUCCAGGAACAGCAUCAGAUCCUCUGCUCCUCAUUAAGUAACAACAAACAAUAAUUAAUGUGUGUGUGUCACUAAUUCCAAUCAUCCCAUCUUCCUUCUUCCUUCCUCUCUAGGAAACAUCAAAACAAGUUUUUUUUUUACUCCUCUUCUCUGGUUCUUCAUUUUCAUCAAAAAAUGGGGAUAUCAUCAAGUAAACCACAGAGAUAUGAUCAAAACCCAUCUCCAUCUCUACUCCUUUCUUCUUCCUCCUCUUCAUACCCAAACCCCCCUAAUUCACUCCCUUCAACUUCUACUUCCUCCUCCUCUUCUUAUUCUUAUUCUUUUCCUCCACCAUCACAACCACCACCACCACCACCAAAUUGUUACAGCUCUUACCCUCAAAACCCUCCUCCCCCUCCAUAUAAUAAUAAUUCACAACCCACAUAUCAAAACCCCCCACAACUAAAUCACUACCCUAUGUAUCCUCCUCCACCUCCUCUUCCUAGUAAUAAUCCAUAUUAUUAUCAACAAAAUCUCUAUUCUUAUAAUCAAAGUAAUACUAAUCAGUGGCAACAACCUUGGAUUAGACCUCAUAUGAUGAUGCCCCAACAACCUAUACAACAAAUACUACCAUUAGUACCAUAUCAAGAAGCUAAGAAAGUUAGGAAUGAUGUGAAUGUUCAUAAAGAUACUGUCAAGAUUCAGAUUGAUGAACAUAACCCUGAUUACCAUUUGGUUUCGUUCACUUUUGAUGCCCUUGUUGAUGGAAGCAUUACCAUUUUUUACUUCGCCAAGGAAGGUGCCAACUGUCAGUAUUCUCCACUGUAUCCCGAUGCUUGUAUGCCUGUUACAGUUCCAUUUCAGAAAGGUCUAGGUCAGAAAUUUCAUCAGCCUUCAGGAACCGGUAUCGACUUAGGUUUCUUCGAUUUGGAAGAUCUCUCAAGACCGUCUCCAGGUGACCAGGUGUUCCCGCUUGUAAUAUAUGCCGAAGCCUGCCAACCACCUUUGCCUAUGAUUGAAGAUUCUGACCAUCCGCUACCCAGUACUUCUCGUGCACAAAUUUCUGAAGCUGUCCUUGAGAAGAACAACCAAGGUGCCUUCCAGGUUAAAGUAGUCAAGCAAAUAUUGUGGAUUGAUGGGGAGCGCUAUGAGUUGCGCGAGAUCUAUGGGAUUGGCAAUUCAACAGAACCAGACCUUGAUGAUAAUGAUUCAGGCAAGGAAUGUGUAAUUUGCAUGACUGAACCAAAGGACACAGCUGUCCUUCCUUGUCGACAUAUGUGUAUGUGCAAUGAGUGUGCGAACGAGCUGAGGCGCCAAACGAACAAGUGUCCUAUAUGUCGUCAACCCAUUGAGGAACUUCUUGAGAUAAAGGAGUAAAAGGGUUUAACUACAUUGUAAGAUGGUGGGAUCUUUUUGAUUUAUGGGCUUACUCUUUAGUGAUUGAGAACUACCUACUCUGAGAUUCAGCUAACGGUAUACUCUUAUAAAACAAGCCAGUUCGGGUUCGCGCUUGGAUCGGGUUCUCCUAUUACUUGCAGGUUAUGAUUCUUGUGGUUCCUGGAUGAAAUUCUACCUACAUUUGCUCUUGUGUGUGUUGAUGAAAUGAGGAUAUGAUGGGAGCUAGUGGUUUGUUCUUAUCUUUUUAGUCCCACCACUGCAUGAAAGCAUCAUGUGGCUUGCAGCAGGAGUCUGUUGGCAGUUCUUUUUAUGUGAUCUCUCUCAAGUUAGUUACUUAAAUAUCAUACCA